Molecule: messenger RNA, 3788 nt
Organism: Debaryomyces tyrocola
Lineage: Eukaryota; Fungi; Ascomycota; Pichiomycetes; Serinales; Debaryomycetaceae
Source: the annotation of a GenBank genome assembly
AUGGUUAAUUUUUUCUCUAAAGGCAGAGUAUGUAUCAGGAGGCGCCCUAUGGCAUCCAAAGGGCUAGCAAUAGUGCAAUGCGAUGGAACAUGACUAACGAAGCCAAUUAGCGGAGACCAGACUCUUAUCAAGGAUUUAGUAAAUAUACCGACGAAUUGAACAGAUACCUGAACCAGGAAAGUAAUAAUGUUGCGGGAAUAGCUAGUACAGGAAUAUCCAGGAGUCAAUCGAUGACACAAGGAGCAGGACAAGCGGCAAUGGUAGCGCUCCAGAGGCAUAAUCAACAACAGAACCAGCUGACUCCACGCCAGGGAUCAGGGGUGAAACAGCCAGUAAGAAGGGCCAAUUCGUUGACAGCAGCAUCGAAUAGGUCGAAUUCCAUGAGGAGCUAUACGUACCAUCCCAAGCCAUCGUAUACUGUUGGUCAGCCACUCGGAAGCGCCAAUCAAGGAGGAGCCAGAAGAUUUAAUUCGUUGAACAGCAAAUCUAGUGUCGGAUCCUUCCAUAGGCCCGGUGCUAGGACGAAUUCGUUAACAUCUCAGAAUUCGUUUGUGAGGUCGAGAAGUCCACCUGUGCUCUACGAACAAGAUGAGGGAGAAGAGGACGGUGAUGUUACCGUCACCACCAAAACGACCAAAGUUGUAGAUUCUCAGGGUAGAGUACUGUCAGUAACGGUGGAGACCAUAAAGACGUUUGCAGAUGGGUCCACAGUCACUAACACUACCACGAAGAACAUUUCGAGAAACAAUUCGAGAGCUAAUUCUUUGAAUUCACAAUCAAUGUCGUUGAAGGGUAAUAGUUCAGGCAAGCAUAAUUCGAUGCUAUCAAAUAAUGCAGGUGGAAGUUAUAAUCUCUCAAAAAUCGACGAAGAUUUGCAAGACUUUGAUUAUAAUUACGAACUUGACCAUGAUACUUUGACCCAAAAGGGUUUCGGUCAUCCGCAUGUGGAUAAUGUAAUGUAUGACCUGAUUCAUGAUGAGAACUUUCACGGACAGGGUUUGCGUUUGAACCAUGGCAACCAAGGCUCAAACUACCACGCAGAUGAUUUUGAAUCCCCAGAGUUACAUUCGUAUGGUGGUGGUGGUGGUGGUGGAAAUGAAUCAAUCCAUAGUACUGGCCUUAAAUCAAUCACCAGUGAGUCAUCCAAACCUUUGAAGUCGAUUUUGAAAAAGAAAAAUAAUAUAAAUGAUAAAGGAUCUGAAGAUGAAGAAGGUUUUGCUGAUGCGGUAGAUGAAUUGCAAAACAAUCAAUUGGAUACUAAACAAGAUGAUACUCAACAUCCAUAUAAAAGUUUAAGUAGUCCUCAGUUCAACGAACCACCUAAAUUCAAAGUUCCUCAAUCCCCAAAUAUGCAAGCACCACAACAACCGAAUAGAAUCAGCACAAAUACCGGUAAUAAGAGAACGCACUCUCUCAUGUCGUCGCCAAUAUCAAGACACGAUGAUGUAUUGUCCGACAAAUCAGAGGCGUCAAAUUCUAUAAAAUUUCUGGAGAAACACGAAACUAUUCCAAUAUUUUAUAAUGAUAAUAAGCCCAAGGAACCUGAACAUACCAAGCCUUCAGAUCAAGACUUUUAUAGUAUUGCAAUGCAAGUUGCGAUGGAGAGGGUCUAUGGUAAUAAAGAAAACCAGCAAUCACCAAAGGUGGAAGGAAAAAGAACAAUGUCCUUGAAUUCUCACACAUCUCCUAUUCAAGAGCCAAAGAAGGAAAAGAAGGAAAAGAGGGCACAGGAAUUAAAUGAGCAAGGUGUAAAUGAUGACUAUGUUUAUCAAAAUCAUCAUAAAGACUUUGUGGGUCUUUCAUUGAGAGAUAAUGUAGAGCCUAAACAAACAAGUCGAAAAGAAAGAGCGAAAGAAGAAAAAAAGCAACAAAAGUCUGAAAUGAAAGAGCAGAAACAGAAAAUGAAAGAAAAAGAGAAGGAAGAAGCUGAAAAUUUAAAAGCUUCGUCAAAAGAACAAAAAAAGUCACAGAAAGCUCAAAAGCACGGAAGAUUUGCAUCCUUGUUUGGCAGGAGGAAGAGCACUUCCAAUGAUAAUUCGAUUUUGACUAGCGAUGGAGGAUUGAAGAAAUAUAGUACAGAUAAUAAUUCACAGCCAACGGCAUCCGAUCAUAAUCCUAUUCAUGACAGCGCCAAGGCGGUUGGCUCUGAAGCGGAAUAUCAAAAUCUAAACCAUAAAGAUUUUGACCAGGAAGAUACUUCAAGAGCUGGAGAUAAGACUACAAGUGAAGAAGCAAAGGGUUUUACAGUUUUCAAUCCUGAAACGGACCGCGGCAAUGGAUUGAAUACAGAAACGGAACCUAUAAAAAAUAACAGUACUUCGAUCCCUAUUCGAGACCCUAAUCAAAGCCAUGAGAAUCAAGGAUUGAACAGUAACAAACCUGAUUAUAUGUCUAAGCAGGACAAUUCUUUUAAUAAUGUUCCACCGAGACCAGUAUUUAGUAAUGAAGGUUCUGGGUCAUAUUCAAUGAGAUUUCCUCGUACCGAUAGUGCCACUUCUGAUACUAAAAAUUUGGAAGAUUUGUCCAGCAGUCGUGAUGAGACCGGUUUAAAUUUAAAUUCUGAACCGCAAAUUCGAAACGCUGAAGAUUCGAAUGCUGGGCAACAAGCUCUUCAAGAUAUGCCUGGCUCAAUGCCGGGUGUCGAUUCAUCUAUACUCAGAGAAAUUGUUCAAAAUGACACGGAGGACGGCCCUUCAUUCAAUCAUGACGAACCCGAUUUGGUCCAGAAAACUACACUUGACCCUUCUGCUAAUCUUAUAAAUGAUCGGACAUCAGUUUACUCAAAUGACGCCGAAGAAAAACGUAAGGGUAAGGUAUUAGAUCCGAUCACUGUACCUGUUCUCAACGAAAUUAAAUCUGAAACAACAAGUAUUGAGAGUCAAUCCAAUAAGUACAAAGAUAUUGGAACAGAGCUUGAACCAAAUAACACUGACACAGAUGACUUACUUGAAUCCGGGAAUAACUACAGUUAUCCAGAGCCUGGCCGGGAAGUUGUUGAUCAAGAUAUCGAAGAGAAGAAAGGUAAUUCCAGCCAUACUUUGCAAGAUUCUUCUAAUAAUGAAGAGAUACCUAAGCCAAAUUGUGUACCUCAAAUAUCAAAUAAUGAUGAUUUAAUUGAUGAGGCAGUCUUGGUUAAUAAAGAUGACGUCAAGGGGUAUGAUAAUUUCAAUAUGUUAGCCGGUGAUCCAAUCACAUCAAGUGUAGCCCAAAAUCAAUACUCUCAGGAACCUACUGUUUCCAAUUUUGAGAAUCAUAAUAGUGCUUAUCCUGUGGUUGCUGGUACUAACAACCAAAAUUUGAAAAGUAACCAUAAUGACUCUGAAGGACUUGAUCGGGAUUCAGACUAUGGAAAAAGUUCUAAAAGGAAUAUUGAUUCUCCAUCUCCAGCUGGAGACGCAUUUUCAAAUAAUGAGGAACAUGCCGAUUUUUCUCCAGCAACAGUUAAUGAUUCGUUGGAGCAUAAUAAUUUUAAUAAGACUGGCAAUUUGAGCAAUAAUGAAGCUGCCAGUAAUCAGCCUCAGAAUUUGCAGUCGACAGUGCCAAUUCAUAAUGGAUUUACCACCAGUGAAGCUACUUAUAAAGGUACCGGUAAUGCUUCAGAUGCUACAGAAGCUGCUAAUCGCGACCAUUUACCAAAGUCCUCCUUUGAACAUAUGCAGAGAGAAGAAAGUGGUUCACCAGUGGUUGUCCACGAUGAUCAUGGCAUUAACGAGUCCAAGCCUUCAAAGAAAGGUAAUAAGUUUAAGCAAAAGCUUUUUAAGUAUUUUGUUAAUUCUUACAAUAAUUGA